CCGGGGGCGGGGUCGGGGCGGAGCGGGGCAACGCUCUCCACUCUGAAGCGCUGCCUUGGUGGUUCAGCAGAACUCUUUGGCGGGAGAUCAUGUCGGCCGUGGUAGCUCAGACGCUGCAUGUUUUUGGUCUUCGAUCCCACGUGGCCAACAAUAUCUUCUACUUCGAUGAACAGAUCAUUAUAUUUCCUUCAGGAAAUCACUGUGUGAAGUACAAUGUGGAUCAGAAAUGGCAAAAAUUCAUUCCAGGCUCAGACAAGAGUCAGGGCAUGUUGGCCUUGUCCAUCAGUCCCAAUCGGCGGUAUCUCGCUAUCUCUGAGACUGUGCAAGAAAAACCUGCCAUCACCAUUUAUGAAUUGUCAUCCAUCCCUUGCCGGAAGCGCAAAGUUCUUAAUAAUUUUGACUUCCAAGUUCAGAAAUUUAUUAGCAUGGCUUUUUCUCCAGACUCCAAAUACCUGUUGGCUCAGACAUCACCUCCAGAGUCAAAUCUUGUCUAUUGGCUGUGGGAAAAACAGAAAGUAAUGGCCAUUGUUAGAAUCGACACUCAGAACAACCCUGUCUACCAGGUGAGCUUCAGUCCACAGGAUAACACUCAGGUGUGUGUCACUGGAAAUGGGAUGUUUAAGCUUCUCCGUUUCACUGAGGGAACCCUGAAGCAAACCAAUUUUCAGAGGGGAGAACCCCAAAACUAUCUAGCCCACACCUGGGUGGCUGAUGACAAGAUUAUUGUUGGCACUGACACAGGCAAACUCUUCCUCUUUGAAUCUGGAGAUCAGCGUUGGGAGACCAGCAUAAUGGUCAAAGAACCCACCCAUGACUCAAAGAGCCUGGAUGUCAUCCAGGAAUCAGAGAGCCUGAUCGAAUUUCCACCAAUCAGUUCUCCACUCCCUUCCUAUGAACAGAUGGUGGCGACCAGUAGCCACAGCCAGCUGUCCAUGCCCCAGGUGUUUGCCAUUGCAGCCUAUUCAAAGGGAUUUGCCUGUUCUGCUGGGCCAGGGAGAGUUCUGCUGUUUGAGAAGAUGGAAGAAAAGGAUUUUUACCGUGAGAGCAGAGAAAUCAGGAUUCCUGUGGACCCGCAGAGCAAUGAUCCAAGUCAGUCUGACAAACAGGACGUUCUCUGCCUAUGCUUCAGCCCCUCAGAGGAAACUCUGGUUGCCAGCACCAGUAAGAACCAACUCUACAGCAUCACCAUGUCCCUGACAGAAAUCAGCAAGGGGGAGCCUGCUCACUUUGAGUAUUUGAUGUAUCCAUUGCACUCAGCACCCAUCACCGGUCUAGCUACCUGCAUCCGCAAACCCCUCAUAGCCACCUGUUCUCUGGAUCGAUCCAUCCGCAUUUGGAAUAUAAAAACAGAAUGUGUACGUUCACAAGAAGCUACGUUUUGUGCUGACAGAAGGGCCUACAGCAGGAAAGGAUGUUCUGCUCAGUCUAGUGGAGCACCUGAGGAGUCUGCACCCUUUUCUGUGUUAGGAUGUAUGUGUGUAUAUGCUCUUCACUGGAUAUGUCUUCCUCUCCUACAGAUUCGCUCAAUUGUGUGGAAUGCAGAUGAUAGCAAACUGAUUUCUGGUGGCACAGAUGGUGCUGUGUAUGAGUGGAAUCUGUCCACAGGAAAGAGAGAGACAGAAUGCGUGCUCAAGUCUUGCAGCUACAACUGUGUUACUGUCUCCCCCGAUGCCAAAAUUAUCUUUGCUGUUGGAUCAGACCACACCCUCAAGGAGAUUGCCGAUUCCUCGAUCCUUCGAGAGAUAUCGGCGUUUGACGUCACCUACACCACCAUUGUCAUCUCACAUUCCGGACGCAUGAUGUUUGUGGGCACCUCAGUGGGAACCAUUCGUGCCAUGAAGUACCCUCUGCCUCUGCAGAAGGAAUUCAAUGAGUACCAGGCCCAUGCCAGUCCUAUCACCAAGAUGUUGCUUACCUUUGAUGAUCAAUUCCUGCUGACUGCUGCUGAGGAUGGCUGCCUGUUCACCUGGAAGGUCUUUGAUAAGGAUGGCCGGGGAAUCAAGCGAGAGAGGGAGGUGGGCUUUGCCGAAGAGGUGCUUGUGACUAAAACAGACAUGGAAGAAAAGGCUCAGGUUAUGUUGGAGCUAAAGACUCGUGUGGAGGAAUUAAAAAUGGAGAAUGAGUAUCAACUCCGACUAAAGGACAUGAACUAUUCUGAGAAGAUUAAGGAGCUAACAGACAAGUUCAUCCAGGAAAUGGAGUCCUUGAAAACAAAAAACCAGGUCUUAAGAACAGAAAAAGAAAAGCAGGAUGUUUAUCACCGUGAGCACAUAGAAGACCUCCUAGACAAGCAAAGCCGGGAACUGCAAGACCUGGAAUGUUGCAACAACCAAAAGUUGCUUCUAGAAUAUGAGAAGUACCAGGAGCUGCAGCUCAAGUCCCAGAGGAUGCAGGAAGAGUAUGAAAAACAGCUCCGGGAUAAUGAUGAGACCAAGAGCCAGGCCCUGGAGGAGCUGACUGAGUUUUACGAGGCCAAACUGCAGGAGAAAACCACCCUUCUGGAAGAGGCACAGGAAGACGUCAGGCAGCAGCUGCGGGAAUUUGAAGAGACCAAGAAGCAGAUUGAAGAAGAUGAAGACCGAGAAAUCCAAGAUAUCAAAACCAAGUAUGAGAAAAAGCUUCGGGAUGAAAAGGAAUCAAACUUGCGGCUCAAGGGAGAAACAGGCAUCAUGAGGAAGAAGUUCAGCAGCCUGCAGAAGGAGAUUGAAGAACGAACCAAUGACAUCGAGACCCUAAAAGGAGAGCAGGUGAAGCUGCAAGGAGUCAUUAAGUCUCUGGAGAAGGACAUCCAAGGCCUCAAGCGAGAGAUCCAGGAAAGAGACGAGACUAUUCAGGACAAGGAGAAGCGAAUUUAUGAUCUGAAAAAGAAAAAUCAAGAACUAGGGAAAUUCAAGUUUGUGCUUGACUACAAAAUAAAGGAGCUGAAGAAGCAAAUAGAACCUCGAGAAAAUGAGAUCAGGGUGAUGAAGGAACAGAUUCAGGAAAAUGACCCGUGGCCCCAGAGGGUCGAGAUUCGCUCAUACAACUUCACAAAGCAGGCGAGGAAGGUGCCUCUCUGGGGAGCCCUGCCUCAGAUGGAAGCCGAACUGGAGAAUUUCCAUAAGCAGAACACUCAACUGGAGCUGAACAUCACAGAAUUGUGGCAGAAACUGAGAGCCACCGAUCAGGAGAUGCGCAGAGAGAGACAGAAGGAGCGAGACUUGGAAGCGCUCGUCAAAAGGUUCAAAACAGACCUCCACAACUGCGUAGCCUAUAUUCAGGAGCCGCGGCUGCUGAAGGAGAAGAUUCGAGGUCUCUUUGAGAAGUACGUGCAGCGAGCAGACAUAGUGGAGAUCGCAGGGCUGAACACAGACCUGCAGCAGGAGUACGCCCGGCAGCGGGAGCAUCUGGAGAGGAACCUGGCCACUCUCAAGAAGAAGGUAGUCAAGGAGGGCGAGCUGCACCGCACAGACUACGUCCGCAUCAUGCAGGAAAAUGUCUCUCUGAUCAAGGAAAUUAAUGAGCUCCGCAGGGAGCUGAAGUUCACUCGGUCCCAAGUUUAUGACCUCGAAGCAGCUCUGAAACUGACCAAGAAAGUCCGACCACAAGAAGUUUCAGAGACAGAACCCAGCAGGGACAUGCUCAGCACGGCUCCCACCGCAAGGUUGAACGAGCAAGAAGAAACUGGGAGGAUCAUCGAAAUGCAGCGCCUAGAAAUCCAGCGCCUCAGAGACCAGAUCCAAGAGCAAGAGCAGAUCACAGGGUUCCACACCCUUGCUGGAGUUCGGCUUCCUUCCCUCUCCAACUCUGAGGUAGACUUAGAGGUGAAGACCAACUGACCCCCUCUGGUGAGCCAUCUCCAGCCACAACCAGAAGAAACACAGCGUGUCUGUCCCCAGGCCAGAUUUGCGGUUGGAGUCUGUAUGGUCCCUGCAGCACUGACCCCAGCAACCUCUUUCUCUUGCCCUGGGGAAUCUGGGACACAGAAUAAAGAUGUUUGCCCACA
This is a messenger RNA of Cercocebus atys (sooty mangabey), 3985 nucleotides long. It is a transcript of the gene CFAP57, whose product is annotated as cilia and flagella associated protein 57. Gene Ontology annotation, molecular function: protein binding. The coding region runs from base 90 to 3818 and encodes 1242 amino acids. The record is from RefSeq and is a predicted model, not a curated record. The transcript has 21 exons. NCBI's taxonomy places the organism in Eukaryota, Metazoa, Chordata, Mammalia, Primates, Cercopithecidae.